CCCCCCCCCACACACACACACGUCUUUCUCUGUACAUACAUUCUUGCGCAGAUCCAUCCCGUGUACCGUGUAGUUCUGUUCGUCGCAAGAACCCGAUUGCUCAACUGGUGUCCAAAUGGAUCCCAUUAGCAUAGAGAAGAUCAGGGCCAUGAACAAGUUUAGCAAGAACAGGAGGCAGCAGAAGCUUCGUACUCUUUCAAUCUAUGUGGUGGGCACCUCUGUCAUCUGCCUGCUGCUCACGAGUCCUGCUUGGUUCCCUAGCCUGUGCUCACUCCUCAGCUUCUUCUUCCUCACCACCCUCCCUGACUUGGUCACAGCCUUCCUGCUCAGCCCCAAGUGCCUCUUCGUCGUCGGCAACCUCAUCGUCGCAUUCCUGGUUGGCGAGUCUAGGCUGGCACCUAGGAGGGACGACGAUCAGCCUUCCUUGGCGAAUGAGAUACAUGAGGAGCAUGUGAAGAGGAACAUGGCAAUGGUAGCAAAGGCAGCAACCGAAGUGGUUAUGGUGGCUGACCACAGCGCUUCUGUAGGAGUGGUGGGGCUGGGGGAGGAAGUGGAGGUGAAGGAAGAGGAAGGGGAAGGGGAGGAGCUGCACAAGAGAGUGGAGGACUUCAUUGCAAGGGUGAAGAAGCAAAGGAAGCUGGAGGCCAAGAGCUUCUUCGAUGUUGAUCGAUAACUAUGUCUGGAAGAUGCAAAUUAAAGCAAGAUUGCAUCCAAAAAGAUCUGUAAGGCUAGCUUUGUGCUGCUAUCCUUGAUCAUGUCUUGUUAUGUUAGUUGUCAAAGGUAAGGAGGAGGUCAGGAGAUCGAUGGACCCAUUCCACUGUAGGAGAGUUACAGUGUCACUGAGGUGUAACCAUGUCAAGUAUUAAGGGAAGGAGAGACAUGGAAUGUGUGUGAUCUUUGAGAAAAGUACAAAAGAAGAAAAGUGAUGCAUUGUGUGUUUCUCUUAUCUUGCGUUGUGUCAAGACUCGAUUGGCAUGCUGCCAUGAUGAUGAUUAUAGCACUUAUGUACUGGGGAAAGAGAUUCUGUACUAUCAACCUGAUGCUUAUAAAGUUGUUGGUUACCCGAUUA
Molecule: messenger RNA, 1069 nt
Organism: Panicum virgatum (switchgrass)
Lineage: Eukaryota; Viridiplantae; Streptophyta; Magnoliopsida; Poales; Poaceae
Exons: 1
Coding region: 116-673 (185 amino acids)
Source: RefSeq, a predicted model, not a curated record